This is a messenger RNA of Papaver somniferum (opium poppy), 714 nucleotides long. RefSeq lists its product as uncharacterized. The record is from RefSeq and is a predicted model, not a curated record. The transcript has 2 exons. The coding region runs from base 1 to 714 and encodes 237 amino acids. NCBI's taxonomy places the organism in Eukaryota, Viridiplantae, Streptophyta, Magnoliopsida, Ranunculales, Papaveraceae.
AUGGUAGUGCAUAAAAGUAACAAGGGCAUAAGAAAAGGUGACCCUAUUUCACCUUUCUUAUUCUUGUUAGUUGGAGAAGCUCUUACUUUCAUGAUAAAGAAGGCUCAAGAAGAAGGUUUAUUAUCUGGUUUUCAAGCUAAAUCUGAUGGGACAGUUAUUAGUCAUCUUCAAUUUUCUGAUGACACCCUAAUCUUUUUGGAUGCUGAUGUAGAACAAGUUAAGAAUCUCAGAUUAAUUCUCCUUUCUUUUGAGAUGCUGACGGGUUUGAAGAUUGACUUUGCCAAAAGUCAGAUAUUUGGUGUUUGUUUUGAUGGUGAUUUAUCUGUCUUUUCAUCUAUUUUGGGUUGCUACAGUAGUGUUUUUCUUACAAUUUAUAUUGGUUUGCCUCUUGGAGAUAAAUGUGGAGGUGUAGCUAAACGGGACAGGAUUACUGAGAAGUUUAUUGCUAAGCUUGCUGGUUGGAAGAAGACUUUAUUGUCAAGAGCAUUGAAAUGGAGAGCUCUUAAUAGAAGGAAGAAAUUUGGUGGCCUUGGUAUUAAAAGUCUCAAACAAAUAAAUCAUGCUUUACUGUCAAAAUGGACUUGGAGAUUUGCAACUGAAGAUUCAGCUCUUUGGAGAAGUAUUGUUGCUGAGAAGUAUGGUGUUGAUGCAUCUCAGUGGAUUGUAAAACUGCAAAAUGUACUUAUGGCAGGUCCGUUUGGAGAUCUAUCAUGA